UCAGCCAAGGCUUUCCCUCCUCCCCCUCCUCCUCCUCAAUCACACCCAGCCCCUGUCCCUAUCCCCGCUCAUUGUAGCCUCCUACACUGGAUUUCUUGACAGCUUCAGGAACUGGGAGCGAAGAGCUGGAGUCAGUCCCUUUCCUAGGUGACAAGGAACAACCCUAUUCAUAAUGCCAAAUAUACUGAUCAGCUGGAGGCCUUAUUUUCAGUGCAAACAUUACUAGCAACCUGGAUUCUACGCUAUAGCUAUUGGUGGUCACCAAAUUCACAAUAUGUCUGGACACCAAUGUGCAAGAACUGGCUUUCUUUUGCUGAUAGUGGUGGGGACGCUUGCUAAAGGAAUUGCAGGCAGCACAUGUAGCUGCAUUUUGCUGGAAAGUUUAUCUGACUCGCCCACUCUGAAUUCUGAGCCUUGUUGCCUGAACCUCAGCAUUUCUGUGGAUACAAUUGACUGGAAUAAUUUUACUACAAUAUCAAGCUUGCGGGUUCUUGACCUUUCUUACUCUGGAAUUAAAAAUAUCAUAGAUUUAGAAGAAGGGAGAAGGUUAACAAACAUCGAGAAGCUGUAUAUAGAUCACAACCAUCUCAAAGAGCUACCAAGUGGAUUUUUGAGCAAUGCCCCCAACUUAAGGGUUUUGAACCUUGGCUAUAAUCAGCUUGGCCGACUUCCAACAAACUUUUUGCUAGUUUCUAACAACGUAGAGGAGAUAGAUCUCAGCUACAACAAUUUAACUUCAAUCUCACCCAUCAUAAUUAGACCUUCCCUCUCUGUGCUUGGUUUCCACAAUAACAGUCUGGAAUGUACCUGUGCCCUGUAUGACCACCUUGAACCCAUUCUCCAUGGCAGCAAUGGCAGUAGGGUUUUAGAAGAACUAAUUUGCUCCUCUCCAAGAGAUGUUAUUGGAUUACAGAUUAUAAAUAUUCAAAGGAGUAACAUCUGCAGGUCCCAUAGCUUAACUGUUGUGCUAAUAUGCAUCCCACUCCUACUUGUCUUAGGAUUCAUGUGUUGGUAUGUCUGCUGUCGUAGACAGAAAGGCAGUUACUCUAAAACAAGGAGAGAGUGUAGUCUGGCAACUGUUGAUCGCAAUGGAGCUGGUAACAUGGGAGAAUAUCACCAUUAUGAGCCUCGACAGCAGUUCCUCAAGGACAGAAGAGAGAUUGAUCUCAACCAACUGAAUGACCCAAUACUAUUAAAGCCCUCUGCUGCAUUACUUGGCAGCAGCAGAGAUCUUUAUGAAGAGGUGGAGAUAAAACUGGGUACAUCUUCAGAUUCCUUAGUGGAAGGAGAAGGUCAUAUUAGCAGGGACGGCCAAGGAUUAAUGCUGGCUGUGGAGGGGGGAGAUGAUAUAGAUAUAAAAGCAGGAGAUGAACUUGAAGUUGAAACUGUAAGUGUAACAGAAGUUAUGAAGGACUCCACAGAUCGCGAAAAGCUUUAUCUGAACCAGGCUACAGACUAUUAUAGCCUUGUUCCAGGAAUUGAGUUGGAAGACUCAGAUCACUGUGACUAUGAGAGCGUUGACCUCUCUUGAGAGGACCUUUUGAUACUACUGAUAUGGAAGCUAGCUCCUGUGACAAUUAAUAAAAAGGUGAAAUGCCUUGAGUUGUAAAAGUACACUGAAAGCAACUGGCUUUCUAUAUUCCUGUGAUGACUACUAGACAGAGGAGAAUACUGAAGAUUUUUUGUUUGUUAUCAAAAUGUACAAGUAUUAUUAUAUAUUUCCAUGAUCUUAUAAAUGUUUGUAAAGAUAUUUAUUUUGGAAAAUUUCUUUAUGGUUAAAGCUGGCUAGACCCAAUGCUUAGAUUAAGUUCAGUGUGCAGCACAAAUAAGCUUCAGUUGUAAGGAAGCCUACCAAAAAGGUGAAGUUCUAUUUAAGUAAAGAUGUCCUUAAAUAAAUUGUAAGGGUUUCUGUAGCAGCAGGGCCUUUCAGUUUCACAGGCUAUGAUGUCAGAAAGUACAAAUAUUUUAACACAAUAGUUUAUCCAUGGAAAUGCCUUACAUACUUAAACACAAUUGAACCAAAGAUGACACUUUAACAGAAGCUACCAGCUAUCCCUUAGUCUGCAAUCUGCAUUAUAAAAAAAUGUUGUCUAUUUGUUGUCUGUAGGUGUGAAGGUAUACCUACCACACAAAGAUACGGAAGUGUAUAUUCAACUGGAUAAAAAAAAUGUUUGAAUCUAGCUGGCAAAGACUUAAGCCUAAACAGAUGAAGCAAAAGUUUUUGAUUGUGUGUCAUCAAAACAUUCAAUUGGGGAGAUGGUGUUACCAUAAGCAACAAAUACUUUAAAGGAGAUGUUCAGACAGUUGUCUGAAUUUAAACAGCCGCUUGCAGAAAAAAUAUUUUUGUAAAUCAUCUUUAUUUCUUAAAAGGUCUAGUUUUGAAGCUACAGACCAGGAUCAGGGCUGCUAAAACUCUCACAGUGCUGCUCUCUGCUCUCUCUGUAGGGAGCUUCCUAGACCAGGACUUGGCAGGCAGCCAAGCAAUCCCUUCCAAAAAGAGAGAGGAGAAAGAAUUUUAGCAGAUCCUGGCCUGUAGUUUCAAAACUAAACAUUUUAAAUAAUAAAGUCAACCACAGAUUGGGGUAUUUUUGAUUGUAAGUUUGUAUAUAUUUCUCUAUUACUUUUCAGGAGCAGCACUAGAAGCAUUAAUAAAGGGAGGAGAAUGUUUUGUUAUUGGUGGUGUUGUUUUGCUUUGUACUGUUUGUUUAUCAACAACACCAACCAGAACAAUCAAAAGUUUAAAAAAAGCCUACCUUGUGUAUGUUACACGUGUAUACAGUAAACACUGAUUACUUCGAUUUAUCUGA
Messenger RNA from Xenopus tropicalis (tropical clawed frog), 2807 nucleotides. RefSeq lists its product as uncharacterized. The record is from RefSeq and is a predicted model, not a curated record. The transcript has 3 exons. NCBI's taxonomy places the organism in Eukaryota, Metazoa, Chordata, Amphibia, Anura, Pipidae. Bases 275 to 1531 code for a protein of 418 amino acids.